GCAAGCGAAACUUUAAAGUUUAGUUCAUUUUUUGGCACUGGGCGGAGCGGUUCACACUAAUAAGUCAUAAGUCAUUAGUAUGCAUAAUUUUCAACUGACAUUCGUUUGCCUGGCACUGUUCACUUUUAGCAGUUCCUUUGGAUACCAUUCUGAACCUGCUCCUCACACAAAUCCGAAACAUGAUCAUCUUCUUCGGAGCACCCGUCCAUCUCCAACUACUACAAUGACAACAGAUUCAACCUCAACUAGCUUAAUGACAACAGAUUCAACCCCAAGUGAGACGCAAUCUACUUCGGAUACAUCUACUGAAGAAAGUACAGAGACUUCAGACUUCACCGAAAGUUCAACAGGGAACUUUUCCACGACAACAGAAAUUUCAAAGGACAAUGAGACUCCAAAUCGAAAAACUUUAAUAUUCUGUAUUUUUGGCACUGCAAUAUCCUUGGUUAUUUUAGUAGCUCUAAUAUACUGCAUUCGACGCCAUCAUGGUUCAUAUUCUGUGAAAGAGCAAUGCAAGCCCUUUGAAAGUACUGUAUAUUUUAAUAAUAUUAAUAAAUAAUAUUAUCUAACUAAAAGGAUUUAAAUCAUAACUUUCAAACAAAUUUGUAUAGAUUUAUAUAAUUUUUGACACGAGUCUUCAAAUACUAGAAAUAAACAUGACUCAUUUUUUUCCGGCAA
This is a messenger RNA of Drosophila sechellia, 678 nucleotides long. RefSeq names its product Hemese (gene He). The record is from RefSeq and is a predicted model, not a curated record. Lineage: Eukaryota; Metazoa; Arthropoda; Insecta; Diptera; Drosophilidae. Bases 80 to 559 code for a protein of 159 amino acids. The transcript has 2 exons.